Molecule: messenger RNA, 537 nt
Organism: Staurois parvus
Lineage: Eukaryota; Metazoa; Chordata; Amphibia; Anura; Ranidae
Source: the annotation of a GenBank genome assembly
UGUCUGCAGUCUCUGGUCAUUCCCUGCACUGUCUGCAGUCUCUGGUCAUUCCCUGCACUGUCUGCAGUCUCUGGUCAUUCCCUGCACUGUCCGCAGUCUCUGGUCAUUCUCUGCACUGUCCGCAGUCUCUGGUCAUCCCCUGCACUGUCCGCAGUCUCUGUCUCUGGUCAUCCCCUGCACUUUUUCCGCAGUCUCUGGUCAUCUCCUGUACUGUCUGCAGUCUCUGGUCAUCCCUUGUACUAUGUCCGCAGUAUCUGGUCAUCUCCUGUACUGUGUCCGCAGUCUCUUGGUCAUCCCCUUGUACUAUGUCCGCAGUCUCUGGUCAUCCCCUGUACUGUGUCCGCAGUCUCUGGUCAUCUCCUGUACUGUGUCCGCAGUCUCUGGUCAUCCCUGUACUGUGUCCGCAGUCUCUGGUCAUCCCCUGUACUGUGUCCGCAGUCUCUGGUCAUCUCCUGUACUGUGUCUGCAGUCCAUUGGUUCAGAAUAUUUUUUUUCUCUUGUUUUUCACCUCUAAAACCUAGGUGCGUCUUAUGGUCA